This is a messenger RNA of Helianthus annuus (common sunflower), 828 nucleotides long. RefSeq lists its product as uncharacterized. Gene Ontology annotation, molecular function: catalytic activity. The transcript has a single exon. Bases 1 to 828 code for a protein of 275 amino acids. Lineage: Eukaryota; Viridiplantae; Streptophyta; Magnoliopsida; Asterales; Asteraceae. The record is from RefSeq and is a predicted model, not a curated record.
AUGAAUGUGAUUUCAUGGAACAUUAGAGGGCUUGGGGCAGAUGGCAAAGGCGGGUGGUGUAGGAAAUUAAAGACGGAAAAUGAGGUGGGAUUUAUUUUGAUCCAGGAAACUCAAUUCAGUUCAUUGGAUACGAUUAAUGUUAGUAGCUUCUGGGGCUCGGGUGAGUUCGAGUUCGAGUAUGUUGACGCUACAGGUCGGUCGGGUAGCUUGAUUACUCUUUGGAACCCGAAGUUGUUUGUUAAAGCUUCGGUUUUGAAAGAUAGAAAUAUGCCCGUGGUUUCUGGUCAUGUGAAAAGUGACGGUUCCAAAUUGACGGUUGUGAAUGUGUACUGCCCGCAACGGUUACAAGAUAAAAGGCGGGUGUGGGAGCUUAUGAAGUCGGUGAAGUCGGAUGGGGAUGGGUUGUGGAUUGUGGCCGGAGAUUUUAAUAGUGUGAGGGAUUGUGCAGAACGGCGUAAUUCAAAUUUUGAUUUGGCGGAUUCGAAUGCUUUUAAUGAGUUUGUGGAGGAUGCCGAGUUGUAUGAAUUUGGUUUAAAAGGUCGGAAAUUCACUUACUUAGCUAAUAAUAAGCUAAGUCGGAUUGAUAGAAUUUUUGUAGAUUGGACGUUUUAUAAUAAAUGGCCAAAUGCGGAGUAUCGGGUUCUAGACCGAGAUGGUUCGGAUCACUUCCCUUUAUUGUUGAAGAUUGGUUCGAGUAAUUUUGGUGCGAAACCGUUUAAAUUCUUCAACUCAUGGCUUGAACGGGAAGGCUUUGAUGAUGUGGUUAAAAACGCGCUUGAGAAUUUUAGUUUUACAGGAGCCCCGGAUAGUCUUGAUGCAGAAGUUUAA